AUGUUCUGUCUGAGAGCUUGUGUAGUUUGCGAUGCUAACAGUAGUGCUUUUGUAAGAGAGCGCAGCAGGCGCCCCUACAGCGCCAGGUUCGCGCUCGGCUACGGCUACGGCUACGGCUUCCCCCGCAACGCAGACAACGCUGCACUUUGGGUUAGUUGUCCCAAAUCAACCAGCGGAGUGGUUAACGCGCUGGCCUGCUAG
Messenger RNA from Pseudocercospora fijiensis CIRAD86, 201 nucleotides. RefSeq lists its product as uncharacterized. NCBI's taxonomy places the organism in Eukaryota, Fungi, Ascomycota, Dothideomycetes, Mycosphaerellales, Mycosphaerellaceae. The record is from RefSeq and is a predicted model, not a curated record. The transcript is spliced from 4 exons. The coding region runs from base 1 to 201 and encodes 66 amino acids.